CCAUCAGCGCACAAACUUAUAAGAGGAGCGACCGUCUAAAUUCAGGUGGAGAAAGAAAGCAAAGUUAGCGACACUAUUUUCAGCCCGGUGCCAUUUACUUGUUUCCCUCGCGUUAUCUGGCAACCCCGAGCUAACUGCGACAGCGCCAAUGGCAGCAAAACAGAACUGUUAGAAGCGAGGAGGAUGACAGCAACAAGGUGAGAGGAGAUGAUGAAGAAGAUGAGCGCCGUCUGAAAGCCAACCAUGGCAGCGAGGAUUACAUAGUUCAAUUUGUCUGCUGAAAAGGGGAAGAGCAUCCAUUUCAACCUGCGUAACGAGUCUCAACACCAAGUAUGAUUCUUUGGCAGCGGCGAAGGUGAGGAAGCAUGGCGCGGAAAGCUGAGGCGCUGAGACGGCCGUGAUGACAGCAUGGUCCAUGGUGGAGAAGCUCAAAAUGGAAAAACGCCCAUGCCGGGAGCAGAACAUUGACUCAAGGGAGGCCGAGCAUGCCACGGACGAGUCCGAGGACGGAAGCAGCUCCGAGAGCGAGUCGGAGGAGCAGCAGUGGCGGCGGCAGCAGCACCCCCACAGGCCUCAGCUGGGAAACAACAGCUGCAGGAAGAGGGAGCCCCUCGCCGUCACCAAACCCCACCGCCAGCUCUGCCGCUCUCCAUGCCUCGACCGGCCCAGCUUUUCCCAAAGUAGCACCCUGCAAGACUUUCGCGACGAUGACUCCGGCGGCGGCAGUGUUGGCGCCACACCAGGCCUCAAGCCCGCCAGCGGAAGGGAGUACCAAACCAAGAUGGAGUUUGCUUUGAAGCUGGGCUACUCCGGAGACCAGGUGGAGACGGUGCUCAACAAGUUGGGGGCCACGGCGCUCAUCAACGACAUUCUCGCCGAGUUGGUCCGGCUCGGGAAUAAAGCGGAACACGAAGCUCAACCCUGCAGUGCCACCGUCCCGUCAACGUCACGGCCCCCCUGUGUGAAAGAAACUGUCAGUCCGGAAGUUUCAGUAGAAGAAGAAUCCGUUGAUACGUAUGAUAACCUUCGACCCAUCGUCAUUGAUGGGUCUAACGUGGCGAUGAGCCACGGGAACAAGGAGGUUUUCUCUUGUCGCGGUAUCCAGCUGGCGGUCGAGUGGUUUCGAGAGAAAUUACACAAAGACAUCACUGUGUUUGUCCCCGCCUGGAGGAAGGAGCAGUCGAGACCCGACGCCCUCAUCACAGAUCAAGAAAUCUUGCGCAAACUGGAGAAAGAGAAGAUCCUGGUUUUUACCCCGUCUCGAAGAGUCCAGGGCAGGAGGGUGGUGUGCUACGAUGAUCGCUUCAUAGUGAAGCUGGCUUACGAUUCUGAUGGAAUUAUUGUGUCAAAUGACAACUACAGAGACUUGCAAAACGAGAAACCAGAGUGGAAAAAAUUUAUAGAAGAGCGCCUCCUGAUGUAUUCAUUUGUCAAUGACAAGUUUAUGCCACCUGAUGAUCCGUUGGGAAGACAUGGGCCGAGCUUAGAAAACUUCCUCCGCAAGAGGCCUGUGGUUCCAGAGCACAAAAAGCAGCCUUGCCCUUAUGGGAAAAAGUGCACAUAUGGUCAUAAGUGCAAAUACUACCAUCCGGAGCGCGUGAACCAACCACAGCGAUCCGUGGCCGACGAACUGCGAGCCUUCGCCAAACUGUCCGCGGUAAAAACAAUGAGCGAAGGGGCUUUGGCUAAAUGUGGUACAGGUCCAGCCGCCGUUAAGGGGGACGUCGGCUCUGAAGCGAAACGCGUGGCGCCUAAACGCCAGUCCGACCCCAGCAUCCGCUCGGUGGCCUGCGAACCCAUAGAGGCGCUCUCCGUCGCCCGGAAGUCCGAGACGAAUUCAGUGCCUUCCCUCGUGUCUGCUCUCAGCGUGCCCACCAUGCAGCCCGCCAAGAGCCACGCAGCCGGGGCAUUAAACACCCGCUCAGCCAGCAGCCCCGUUCCAGGCUCUCUGCAGUUUGCACACAACUCUCUAGAGCACAUGUCCAGCAUACAGUACCCCCCCAUUUUAGUCACCAACAGCCACGGCGCCUCCGUGACGUACAGCGAACAGUUCCCCAAGUACGACUCGGUCAGCGACCACGGAUACUACUCGCUCCACAGCGAUUUUUCCAACAUGAGCAUGAGCAGCAUGCACAACGUGGACAGUUUCUGUAGCAUGGAGCACGAGCAUGUGUACCAGAGAACCCCCAGCCACUGCCCCGAGUCCUGCCUCAGCCACUCCAACAGCGACUCAUUCUCCUCCUAUGGGGAGCUGUACCCGAGCUCUGUGGACAGCAGCCUGGAGGAGAGCAUCAAGGGGCAGCAGCAGGCUCCAACGCAGGCGAGGAUGCAGGCCUUCUCCCACGGGUUUCGCCACGACGUUCUCACCAGAGUCCAGAGUUACGGACAGGAGGAGCCUAAGCAAGGUCCUCGCAAGCAGUCCGGGGCGCACCUCGCACCUCACAUCCAGCACGCCACGGUGGGAGCCCGCUCCAGCUGUCCUGGAGACUACCCGCUCGCCCAGAACGUCCUGCCACCAUUGUCCUCGCAGCCAACGCGGUCUCUAGGGAUGACACGCAUGGACAGCAUAUCGGACUCUCGGCUGUACGACAGCAACCCGAUGAGGCAGAGGCGGCCGCCGCUGUGCCGCGAGCAGCAUGCGAGCUGGGACCCGCUGCCCUGCGGCAACGAGUCCUACGGAUAUCACUCGUAUCCGCUCAGUAACAGCCUGAUGCCGUGUUGCGAGCGGGUGAUGGUCCGCAGCAUGCCAGACAAAAUGGAGCAAAUCUGGAACUCGCCGUGGGAGAACCCGUCCGCGGCCGAGCACCAAGAGCGGUACGUCAUUCCAGAUCACCAGUACCAAACAUACAGGAACCUCUGCAACAUCUUCCCCGCGUACAUCGUCCACUCGGUCAUGGAGAAGAACCCUCAUUUAACAGAUCCACAGCAGCUCGCAGCUGUGAUUGUCACGAAACUGAGGUCAUGCCACUGAGCAAUGAGGAAUUUGAUCAGAGAUUAGGCAUUUAUUCGCUGUGGCUGCAUGUGCAGCUCUCAGGAGCUUCUUAUUCGUCUUGUAUCGUUGGAAAUUGUGUGGAUCAGAUUAUAGAUCUACAAAAAAUUGCAUAUAUUUGGGGUAAAAAAAAACUAACUCAUGGUAGAAGAUGUUUUUUAUCUGAAGUUUAGUGUAGCCGAUAUGAAAAGUGGAACUCUUUUAAAGGAACUCAUUCAUAACACAUUCACACCGCCUGAGCAGGAGCAGCAAAGCUACAUUUGUUCACCGUCACUUUAUUUUAGAAAAUAUUUGCAGGAGUGUUGAUACGUUUAACAAAUAUUUAAUUUUUUUUAAGCAUUCACAUAGCAUUUCUUAUAUGUUUGAAUGUACUCAUUAAAACAGACUCGGUAGCUAUAAAUGCGGUGAUAUGCUUUAACCGUUGUCAAAUUACAACCAGAAACUUCAGUGUGUUUAUUGAAAAGUUAUGCAAUAUGCAAAGGUCUUUAGCCUCUUUUAAUCUAAUAACCCUAAAUAAAAAUCCAGCGCAACCUGUUGCCUUCAGAAGUGUCAAAAAGGUCUAAAAGCAUUCCCCUGAACACACCAUCUCCAUGGUGACAACAUCAUUUUCUUCAGAGGGAGAAGGGAAGGUGAAUGGAUCUAAUGAUGGCGCAGUCCUUCAAGAAAACGAGUUAGAAGCUGUAAAAAACUAAUACUUGGAUAGAGGUACACUUUCCAGAAGGACAACAAUCUAAACAUCCAGCCAAAACUGCAAUGGCAGGAUUUAAGUAUAUCAAAGCAUAUUCUUGUGUUAGAAAAGGUCCAAUCAAAGUCCAGAUCUGAUCUCCAUUAAAAAUGUGUGUCAUAACUUUCUGUUCAUAUGCCCUACAUGUAAUCUGAACAAGCUUGAGAUAGUUUAAUAAGAAUAAGCUAAAUUUUACCAUCUAAGGUGGUAAAGGUGUACCUCAAAGAGACUUAUCACUAUAAUUCCAGUAAAAAAUGCUUCUGUUCGCUAAGGGGGCCGAAUAAGUAUGUACACCACAGUAUUCACAUUUUUAUUUGCAAAUAAAUUUUUUUGCAUAAGCUGGUGUUGGCAUAUCACGUCUUAACAACAAAAUGAAAAGUCUUGAGAAACAAUUUGUCAAGUUUCCACAGCUCUCAAAAUACAGCAACAAGUUGAAAACAUUCCUUUCUAUUCAUCAGUAUACAGCUACAUUAAAGCUGCUGCUUUUAUAGAAAUGGUGAAGUUGGUUGUACUUGCCAAAGAUACUCUGUUAUUCAUGGCAGUGGCAUUAUCCUUUGAUGUACUUCCGAGGCUUUUUAAGCUGCUAAAGGUGACGCAGCUCAGUCACUGCAUCUCUUUCCUGAACUUUGCUACCUUAGCUAGAGCUUCCUCUCCAAUUGUCCUGGCGUUGUUGUUUCUUCUGCUUACAUUGCUAACGGGGCUAAAUGAAGGAUUGCUUGUUUAGGUAGCUGACUGUAAAUGGCUUCGAAGGUAACAAAAACCAAAUUGUGACUAAGCAUUGCAGAAACGUCCGUACGUAUCAAGGCGCUUCUUAUAUUGAAGAGGUUUAUUGUGUGUGCAAAAAAAAAAAACAUUUUAAGUAUUAAACUCCCUCUAAUAGUUAGGUUUAAUAACUGAAAUGCUCUCAUCGUAUAUUAUUACUAUAUAUUAUUAUUUUAUAAAUUGGCUUGCUAGUUUAACCCUAAACACAUGGCAACAAUUUGCUCGGCAACAAAUCUGGUCAAGGACACAUCUGUGUUUGUCCACAUGUAGCUUUCCUGAAGACGCUGCUCAGGCCCUGUGAACGCGUUUUGUUUCUGGUGGAGUGGAACUAUAAAUAGUCUUGCUUUGCAAUGCCUCUGCUGUACAUAGUACUUGUGAUAUAUAAAUAUAUAUACAUAUAUUUUUGUGCAUUUAUUUUCAAAUGAAGUAAGAGGGAGGUAGGUAUAUACCUCACAGCAUGACCUAUGACUUUAUGGCCUUAUAUCUGAAUGACCUCACGCUUUAGUCAUUGUCUGAUUGGUUCAAGUGGACGUUGUCAUUAAAGCCUAAUAAUUUUCAAACGUAAAGCACUAUCACAAUAUCUAAAGAGAUAUAUUUUCUCAAAAAAGCUACUAUUUUGGUAGGAUUUGACUGUGCACAAAGCAAGCCAAACAGAGAUUUGACUUGUAGAUGCGUGCACAUAUUUAUGUACAUAUGAUCUCACGAAAGCCAUUAUUUUAAAGUUAUUUAUCCGCUGCUAAGAAAUGCCAAAAAAAGAAACACAAACAGAAUUUCUAUAGUGUUACGAAACUAGCAUUAUGGUAAUUUGUUUCUUGGGGUCAAUUGGAGUAUAAUCAAAAAUAGUUCUGUAUUUAGGAUUUCAAAGUUCCUUUCCUGACCUUAUUAUAUGCAGCGUUCAGGAUUUGACUACGAAUAUAUCUGUCGAAUCUCUUGUGCUGGUUGUUUUCAGUGUAAACAACCAGCACAACAGAUAUCUGUUGAAUCUCUUGUGCUGGUUGUUUUCAGUGUAAAAGUCAUCACUAAAUGUUUGUUCAAAGCAGUAGUUCUGUCAACGUCAAGUUUUCUGUGAAGCCGUUGGGUUUCCAGGAGCAGGUUAAUUAAGUUUCACACUUUUACACUCACUCAGUAGUUCUAAGUAGGGAGGAGCCAGUGUGAGAAAUGCAGUGAGACUCCGGUUUCACCACAAAUACAUAGAACAUGCCAUAGAAUUUAAAUAACUUUUAAAUAAAUUUCCUGAUUUAAUUGGGCAACAUACUCUUUUAGUUUUCACACCAUGAUAGAAAAUACUUUCAAACAGGCAAAUUUGCCUUUGUUGUAAGCCAAGGAAAUCAGGUAGCCUUCUUUCAGCCAGCUGACAAGCAGAGUGCAACGGCAAGUGACAAGGGUUCCUAUUUUCCAGGUCUGGAUUAGUACAAAAAAACCCAGGAAAAAUUAUUUGUAUUUCCAUACUCUAUUUAUCCAUCUCAUUUUUAAAUAUUGUAUGCUCCCUUCCUAUUCUUCUGUGUAUCUGUUCUUCCUUUUUUUCCCAUUUUUCUUUCCUCCCUUUCUUAUCCUUUUUCUCUUUUUUUUUCUCCACCAGUAGUUCCUCAUUCUACAUUCCUUCUUUCAACCCUUGUAUUUUGUCUUGUUUCCUUUAUUUCUUUCGUUGCAUGUAUUCUUUCUUGUCUCCUUCCUUUCUUCAUUUUUUCCCUCCAUCCCUCUCCCUGCCUCCCGUUUUUUUCAGUUUCCACGUUUAAAGCCUGCCCAACUGUAGAAAUAAAUGCUCGAGUGAACUUUAGUCUUUUUCGUUGUGAACUGUCAGCACAGUUUGAAAGAAGAUUUCAGUGGCUAUGAAACCGUAACAGUUUUAAACCUUGGCGUCGCUUGAGGUAGUGAGACGGUGUUUCUCCGAUGAAGACUGGGCUCAAAAAGUAUACAGUGGAACGUGAAGCGUUUACAGUGGAAAACUUAUGUAUCAGCAGUAUAUAGGGGCAGCCAAUCACUCACACUCUAACAGUAAACGCUCCUGAGGAUUUGCAGAUGACUUGUAACAUUUUCCCUCCUAGACGUGGUUGGGUUUACGUUUUAGAAGCAGACAACACUAUCUAGUUUCAGUAGGUAUCAAAUUUUAGAUAGGAUAAAAACAUGGCUAAUUGUAUGCAAAGUGAUGCAAGUUAAGAAUCUAUGCUUUGUGAAAACCAAUAUAAUGUAGUUUAUUAUGGUGUAUGUAAUGAAUUCAUGCCUUAAGCUCAUCUUUUCACCAACCUGGCUUCCUAUGUGCAUAUCAGAGUGUUGAGUCUUUGAGAAGGGAGUUUUCCUAGCUGAGGUAAACGCCGUCCUCCACAUUUGUUGGAUAACCCCUUAAAAGAUAUUGGUAUUUUUUGCAGUAACAGAAUCUCAGUCUUAAAAUGUUGCUAGAGUUCUCCAAUAGGGAGCUUUUGAGAUUUUUCCUUUUUUCUUUUCACUAUCUGUGACUUGGAUGCUCAUCCAUCCAACACAUCCAGUUUUACAUUUCAGUUGUUCCUCUGAAAAGUCUGAUAAUCCAGAAAGAGCUGCUACUUUGUGGCUCAACUUUUUAAAGUAGACUUUAAACAUUAGAUUUUAGUUUUAAAAACCAGCAAAGGUAGGUAGGUAAGUAGCUGUUUUGGUGGAAUGAAAUGUGCUCUUGUCUUUCCAAUUUUAAUGAAUGGUAUGUCACAUUUUUUACCCCAGUGGGGCACAGAUAGAUAGUACUUUAAAUUAAUUUUUUUAUUAAAGCAUUUUUUUUUUAGUUUAAGAUUAUUUUACUGCUAUAAAAUAUGAAUUAAUUUUAGGGCAGAGGGUUGCUGGAAAUGCAGUGGAUAUUUGUUAAAACCUGCCACAGUGAAGCAGUGUCAGCCAUCACAGUUCAGCGUUUGCAUCGGAUUUUAUAUUUAUCUGACGUUACAUUUGCCAGAUGUAAAAAAAAAAAUAAAAUAAAAAAUCUGGCAGUAAAGGCUGUAAUUAUCGUCACAUCUUAUAGAUUAUGUCUUCGAAACUGUAAGCAAAAGGGUUUUUUUAUAAGCCAAUAAAGCAAAUUUAGAGGCAGAACUUCCUGUAGGGCUUUUAGUGGGAGGCUUGAUUGCUGGAAUACACACACGUACAAUAAAACAUUUCACAUGGAUACGUGCAGCCAGAGUAGAAGUAGUAUGGAAGGCUGUGCGUUGCAGCACAUUGCUCUCAGGAUGCUUUCAGAUUUUCCAUUUAAAGUCUAUUUAUGCCAGAAACCAUUGGUUACCGUCCACAGUGUGUUCUGAUCUAGCAGUGGUUUAUUUUGUGAAAAAUCCUACAUGUACUAUGUAGUAAAACCCAAAAGUUAGCUAUGUACAGUUCAAUAUAGCAAUGGCAUUGCAAAACUUUGUACUUUUCUGUAUAUUCUCUUUAUGCGCCUUAAGAUCCUGAACAGCGAGCUAUAGGGUUGAGCUUUCACGCUGUGCAACUUCAGUGGGAUUAUUUAGUUGUUUGUGUGAGGCAGAAACACAAAGUGAGAAGUAAAGUGGCGAGGUUUUGACCAGAAAUCUUGUCAGCGAUUCAGCAGGCUCCUAUCUGCUUGUUUUAAUGAGCACCUGCCUCCUCUGUGCUGCCCCCUUCAGGACAAAGCGUGAAACAGGCAGCUGCAGAAGUCGGGGAAGUUGCACCGUGAAAGCCAAACCGCAUAGCAGGGCCACACUUUGCCUGCUUUUAAAGGGAAAUGCCACUCAUUUUUCUGGAUUCAAGAAGGUCAUAUAUUAUUGGCAUGUUCUUUAAUAUGAGAAACUGUGGGGGGAAAAAAGGUUCUUAAAAUCCCCAAUCAGUAAGAAAAGCAGCAUCAUACUCGUGGUGGCAUUACUCGUUAACAGCACUAACUGUGUGAGCCUCUCGGUGGUGCUUUAAAAUAUGGAUUUAUUUUUAAUGUUUUGGGUACAGCCGUGGUAUAUGAGUAGACAUAACGCAUAAAGAGGAAAAAAAAACAAAAAACUGUUGAAUGUGUUCUGCCCGAACGACGUUUUUGGGCUUUGCUGACUUUGUUUUUUUCAUGAAAAAAGACGAGGCCACUUGAGGCCGUCUGUCUGUUCAUGAGAAGGUGAAACAAACUGCCUAAAUGUUUCUACAUGUGAAACAAUCAGAUUGCAAGGCUGCUGUCAAGGUUGUUUCUGGCAUUUGGCUAAAAGUUUGCGUGCCAUCCUUUUCCCCUAGAGAUUACUGGAUUAUCUGAAAAACGUGAAUCUGAAACCCAGGAAAUUUACAUUAAACUGAAGAUUUAAAAAAAAAAAAGAUUAUAAUGUCUAAUCUGAACACUGGAACAGUCUUUUGCCCAGAUGAACUCAAGAGUUAUUACCAAACGUGUGUUAAGGUGAGCUUAGUGAUGUUAGGCACAAAAAAUGUACUUGAUUGUAAAGCGUCUGGUAUAUUGAGCAUGCACAGAGAGAACACAUCCCUUACAAGUAAAAAUUUCAUUAAGAUAGCGGUGUAGCUUUAGUUGUGCAUGUGGAUAAUUCAAAUGAUGAUCAAAUUCUAUGUGAAAAAAUUCAUUUUUUCUUUUUUUAAGUGAUUUUUCUUCACUUGCUUUGCACUUUGCAAUUUAAAACCCUGAGCUAAAUUACUUUAUUUUUGUCUUUAGAUAAGAAAAAAUCCAGACAUAUAGAUAAGAUUUUAAAAAAUGUAUCCAAAAGUAAUAUUUGUGUUGAGAUAAUCAUGGUAAUUCUGUCAUUUUGUUCAAAGAGUCUGGACUUUGUUUUACUAGUACUAGAUUAGACUCAAUAGGUCAGAAUAACAUAUAGUAGAACUAGUGAUUUUUUUUUUUGAAGUACUAUAAAAACUACUGAAAGUCUGGAAAUUUGAGCCAAAAGUACAACUUUUGCCAUGAGAAUAUCCAUAAGUGGAUUCCAGAGAUUUCUGUGCAAUGGACUGCUCCCGCAGCCGAAGUAAACCUCUCACUGUUGUUGGAAAAAUACUUCCAGUGUUCCCGAUGCAGAGGUUCGAACUCUAAGGCACCGUUGGUGAUGUUGCGCCCCUUCCUUCUGGUUUCAAUGUGCCGCAAACAGCUAAGCCACAAAUGUCUAGAAUUGACUUUUGCUUGUUGAUACAAAUUGUAUCUAUACCUUGAAUGUAUUAAAAUAUGAAAUGUAUAAUAUGAAUAUAAUUUUAUUUAAUUGAAUGGGAGAGGGUGUAAUAAUGCCAUAAUGUUUGUGACACUAUGUGUCACUGGGAGUAGCCCACUGGUAUGUACUAAAUCUUACUGGGUACAGUAGUUACUUUGCAGGGACGUUUAUGUGCCACUUAAAAGUGCACAGAUUCCCUGCGUACAGCAGUAAGUAUCAUGUCCUCUCUGUAGAUAGUUACACGUGUGUGUGUGUAUAUAUAUAUAGAAAUGUAACACGUGGGUUAUUCAUAUACUUAAGGUAAUUUCUGCGUUGCAACCCAUGCAUCUUCUUCUUCUGAAUGAACGUUUUAAUGGGAAUUUUAAGUAUUUUUGGAUAUAUUUUGCCUAAUGAAACAUGCCAAAGUUAUUCCUGGGUGGCUUCGUCAAACAUAGUUUCAUAUGGUUUUUAGCGCACAGGCUGCCGAUGAACGACUUGUGUGCUUACACGGACACAGGACGGUGAAUCCACACAGGAAGUUAGGAGUAGCCCAACGAAAAACACAAAUCUGGAUUUAGCCUGGUGGUUGAAGGAUUAAUUCAGAAUUUUCCAGGUCCUACCGAGAUUUGUGUUUAAUGUUUGUUACUCCGAUUCUCUUAAGUUGGUGUUUAUUGAAAUGUUUGACAGUUGAUUUAAUGAGCAACCCUUAAUGUUCACAGAGCACAGGCGUGUUGAGUCGUGAUUUGUUUGUCUAUUUAAUUAUUCACAGUGUAAUUUAGUAAUUUCUGCAUCCGAGGCUGGUUUUAUUGAGGACUUUAAGGAUGAUAUUGUCAGUUUCAUUAAGUUCCGAUUGAGCUGUUGUGGGAACAGAGCGAAACCAAAGUGACUCCAGAUGUGACGACAUAUCUGUUGAAAACUGGUUCAAAAGUGUUGUGCAAUUUCGCGCGACCGUUCGGAAUUGCUGGUGUACAAAAUGCCACGGCGAGGCGUACACACACACACACACACACACCUAACUCGACUGUACAUAAACAGAAUUCAGUGUAAUACUCAGGUUUAGUCACACAAACUUUAUAAAUCACAGACUUUGUUGUUUUCUGAUGUGGAGAAAUGCAGUGGUCACCUCUGUGGAGUAAAUGUAGGUCUCUUGUUUGAGUAGACCAUGUGUCUACUUUUUACGGUGUAAAAAAAAUAAAAAUUACAAAAAAAGGGAAAUGUACAGCAAGUUUUUGUGUUGUGAUGAUCAGCAGUAUUGUAAUCCACACUGACUGGAAUAAGCAUUGAUUUUAUAGAUCAAAAUUAACAAAAAUACUAGAGUAUUUGAGUCUGUGGGCUCAAACAAAAUGUAAGUCUUAAUGACAAACUGUGUUUCUCCAUAAAUAAAGCAAACUUCUGUUCAA
Messenger RNA from Xiphophorus hellerii (green swordtail), 10932 nucleotides. It is a transcript of the gene zc3h12b, whose product is annotated as zinc finger CCCH-type containing 12B. Gene Ontology annotation, molecular function: mRNA binding; metal ion binding; RNA endonuclease activity. Gene Ontology annotation, cellular component: cytoplasmic ribonucleoprotein granule; nucleus. Bases 401 to 2971 code for a protein of 856 amino acids. The record is from RefSeq and is a predicted model, not a curated record. The transcript is spliced from 6 exons. NCBI's taxonomy places the organism in Eukaryota, Metazoa, Chordata, Actinopteri, Cyprinodontiformes, Poeciliidae.